AUGGAGCCAAUGAUGUGUCCACUUUCCGAUCCCCACAGUCGUGAUCUAGAGGGGGGCUUCCCGCUAGACGGAAAGGACCUUGACUCCGUCACAGAUGAGACUCUAGUAGCUCUUCUUGAGUCUGCUCCGGUGCUGCACCACCUUGGCGCCACAAAAGUUGUGCGCCUCUCACGGCACUUGGUGAUGAAAGGUGGCGGCAGUGUCCUACCAUGCGAAGCAAAGACGCUCAAUCUCGUCGCCUCCAAAACCGGCAUUCGAGCUCCACGAGUUCAUCGUUCAUUCCAAGUCGAAGAUGAGACGCAGUAUUUUGGAACGAAGGGAUAUAUCGUGAUGGAUUUUAUCUCAGGCCAACCCCUCGAUGAGUGUUGGACCGACCUACCUUACGACAACCAAAGGCAAAUUGCUAUGCAGAUUGCGGAUAUGAUCAAAGAAAUGCAGUCUGUUGUAAUCUCGCAGCCAGGUCCUCUUGGUGGCGGGUCAUUUCGUGGCCGGUUCUUUACUGAUUAUAGCGCCGGUCCGUUCAAGGACAGUGCUGAAGUUCAAGGCUGGUUUAACCACAAGCUUGAUAUCUGUAAGCACGUGAACCAAUGUCCUAAAGAUAUCCCGCCAUUUCGAUUCACCACCUUUGUCCUUACUCAUCAAGACAUAAGUCCUCGAAACUUGAUCCUAGACCGCAAUGGAGAAGUGUGGCUGAUUGACUGGGCGCAUGCCGGUGCAUAUCCUCCUGCCUUUGAAAGUGCUGCGUUAUUAGCCCAGCAGUUCUUUACUGGCUUCAAUGAAGCAGUUUUGUCUGUUAUUCCACGGUUCCCUGAGGAAGAACGGCAACUUGAUUCUAUUGCAUAUGGGUUGAUCACUGCGGCAUUGGCCUAA
Messenger RNA from Penicillium expansum, 870 nucleotides. RefSeq names its product aminoglycoside phosphotransferase family protein. Gene Ontology annotation, biological process: protein phosphorylation. Gene Ontology annotation, molecular function: ATP binding; protein kinase activity. The record is from RefSeq and is a predicted model, not a curated record. The transcript is spliced from 2 exons. The coding region runs from base 1 to 870 and encodes 289 amino acids. Lineage: Eukaryota; Fungi; Ascomycota; Eurotiomycetes; Eurotiales; Aspergillaceae.